UACACGAAUUGUAGCAGCAGCAGCAGCAGCAGCAGCAGCAGCAGCAGCAGAGGCUCUGCAGGCAGCACGGCGUCUGUAUUUACAUACUGAACCUGAAGGAUUCACGCCAGGAGCCGCCACUUAGUGUUCCAGCUGCUGCGUUUAACUUCCACGCAGCUUUUUCAAGCUGCUGCUUUUUGCCUCUUGUUUUUGGACGCUGAGGAGAGAGUUAAUUUGCUUUUGGCCGCAGCAGCUAUGGGAGACUACUGGGGAGAGAUAGCGAGUCAGAGGGUGGCCCGAGCCAUGUCGCUGGGUCAUGAUGAGGAGGCGGUGUUGGACCAGGGGAAGACCAGCUCCACCCUCAACACCAACUUUGAGAAGGAAGAACUGGAGAGUCACCGAGCGGUGUACGUCGGCGUCCACGUUCCUCUGGGCCGAGAGAGUCGAAGACGCCACCGUCACCGGGGACACCGUCAUCACCGGAAACGCCGGGACCGCGCAGACCGGGAGGACGGACGGGAGUCGCCUUCAAACGACACGCCGUCUCAGAGAGUCCAGUUUAUCCUCGGGACGGAGGACGCCGACGAGGAGCACAUCCCCCACGACCUGUUCACCGAGCUGGACGAGAUCGCCUUCAGAGACGGAGACUUCCAGGAGUGGAAGGAGAUGGCGAGAUGGCUGAAGUUCGAGGAGGACGUAGAGGACGGCGGUGAGCGUUGGAGUAAACCGUACGUGGCCACGCUGUCUCUUCACAGUCUGUUCGAGCUGCGUUCCUGCAUCCUCAACGGCACGGUGCUGCUCGACAUGAGGGCCAACACCAUCGAAGAGAUCGCAGACAUGGUGAUCGACAGCAUGCUGGCGUCGGGGCAGCUGGAGGAGGGCGUCCGAGAGAAGGUGAAGGAGGCCAUGCUGAGGCGCCACCACCAUCAGAGCGAGAAGAAGCUCAGCAACCGAAUCCCGCUGGUGCGAUCCUUCGCCGACAUCGGCAAGAAACACUCCGACUCCUAUUUACUGGACCGCAACGGGCUGCUGGCGUCCCCGCAGUCGGCUCCAGGAAACCUCGACAGCAAGAACAGCGAGAGUCGCAUCAACGGAGGCAGCCGGGAGAACAGCACGGUGGACUUCAGCAGGGUGGAUAUGAACUUCAUGAAGAAGAUCCCUCCCGGUGCAGAAGCCUCCAACGUCCUGGUGGGGGAAGUGGACUUCCUGGAGCGGCCGAUCAUCGCCUUCGUCCGCCUCUCCCCCGCCAUGCUGCUGACCGGCCUCACAGAGGUACCGGUGCCUACCAGGUUCCUCUUCCUGCUGCUGGGCCCGUUUGGUAAAGGUCCUCAGUACCACGAGAUCGGCCGCUCCAUCGCCACGCUGAUGACGGACGAGAUUUUCCACGAUGUGGCCUACAAGGCGAAGGACCGGAUCGACCUGCUCUCAGGGAUCGAUGAGUUCCUGGAUCAGGUCACGGUGCUUCCUCCGGGCGAAUGGGACCCCACCAUCCGCAUCGAGCCCCCAAAGAGCGUCCCGUCUCAGGAGAAGAGGAAGAUGGCGUCGGCUGCUAAUGGCUCCGCCCACGUCUAUGACAGCAUCAAGGAGGCGGAGCAUCAGACGGGACCAGAGCUGCAGAGGACGGGAAGGAUCUUUGGCGGUUUGGUGAACGACGUUCGGAGGAAAACUCCCUUCCUGUGGAGUGACAUCAGAGACGCCGUCAGCCUGCAGUGUCUGGCGUCCGUCCUCUUCCUGUACUGCGCGUGCAUGUCGCCCGUCAUCACGUUCGGAGGGCUGCUGGGAGAAGCCACCAAGGGAAACAUAAGUGCCAUAGAGUCUCUGUUCGGGGCGUCUCUGACCGGCGUGGCCUACUCUCUGUUCGCCGGUCAGCCUCUCACCAUCCUGGGCAGCACCGGUCCGGUUCUGGUCUUUGAGAAGAUCUUGUUCAAGUUCUGCAGUGACUACGGCCUCUCCUACCUGUCCCUGCGUACCAGCAUCGGCCUCUGGACCGCCUUCCUCUGCCUGCUGCUGGUCGCCACCGACGCCAGCUCUCUGGUCUGCUACAUCACGCGCUUCACCGAGGAGGCCUUCGCCUCGCUCAUCUGCAUCAUCUUCAUCUACGAGGCUCUGGAGAAGCUCGUCCAACUGGGCGAACUCUACCCCAUCAACAUGCACAGCGCGCUGGACAACCUCACCUUCUACACGUGUCAGUGUUCUGCACCGGCCAACGCCUCGGCUGAAGUCCUGCAGACCUGGAGCCAGAAAAACGUCACCUCAGAGAGCAUCGAGUGGGGGGAGCUGACUGUGAAGGACUGUGUGGAUCUUCACGGGGAGUUUGUCGGCUCGGCCUGCAGCCACGAGGGUCCCUACGUCCCCGACGUCCUCUUCUGGUCCGUCAUCCUCUUCUUCACCACCUUCUUCCUCUCCUCCUUCCUCAAACAGUUCAAGACCAAGAGAUACUUCCCCACCAAGGUCCGAUCGAGCAUCAGUGACUUUGCCGUCUUUCUGACCAUCAUGAUCAUGGUGUUGGUGGAUUAUCUGGUGGGAAUCCCUUCCCCCAAACUCAACGUUCCCGACCGCUUCGAGCCCACGUCCAGCACUCGCGGCUGGCUGAUCUCGCCGCUGGGACCCAACCCCUGGUGGACGCUGCUGGCGGCCGCCGUCCCCGCUCUGCUCUGCACCAUCCUCAUCUUCAUGGACCAGCAGAUCACCGCCGUCAUCGUCAACAGGAAGGAGAACAAACUCAAGAAAGGCUGUGGCUACCACCUGGACCUGCUCGUGGUGGCGGUGAUGCUGGGCGUGUGCUCCAUCAUGGGCCUGCCGUGGUUCGUGGCGGCGACCGUGCUCUCCAUCUCCCACGUCAACAGUCUGAAGCUGGAGUCUGAGUGCGCGGCGCCCGGCGAGCAGCCCAAGUUCCUGGGCAUCCGAGAGCAGCGAGUCACCGGCUUCAUGAUCUUCGUCCUGAUGGGCUGCUCCGUCUUCAUGACCUCCGUCCUCAAGUUCAUCCCGAUGCCGGUCCUGUACGGAGUCUUCCUCUACAUGGGAGUGUCCUCGCUCAAAGGCAUUCAGCUGUUCGACCGGAUCAAACUGUUCGGCAUGCCGGCCAAGCACCAGCCGGACCUGAUCUACCUGCGCUACGUCCCGCUGUGGAAGGUCCACGUCUUCACCGUGCUGCAGCUCACCUGCCUCAUCGUCCUCUGGACCAUCAAGGCCUCGGCCGCCGCCGUGGUCUUCCCCAUGAUGGUUCUGGCGCUGGUGUUCAUCCGGAAGCUUCUGGACUUCUGCUUCACCAAGAAAGAGCUGAGCUGGCUGGACGACCUGAUACCGGAGAGCAAGAAGAAGAAGGACGACGACAAGAAGAAGAAGGAGAAGGAGGCUGCUCAGAGGAUGCUGGAGGUCGAGGACGUGGAGGAUGAUCCGCCGUACGAUGGAGGAAACAUCAACUUCCCGAUCAAAUCCCUGAAGGGACGCUUGGACCCAUCAGAAGUGAACAUCUCGGAUGAAAUGGCCAAAAGCGGCAUUUGGAAAUCAGUUUCCAUGAACAAUGAUGGCAGCAAAGGUCUGAAACGCAGCAACAGCCUGGAGGAGCUGCAGAGCGUCCAGAUAAGCGUGGAGAACGAGGACGGUCGCAGAGUGGUGGUGGACGCUGAGACGUCGCUAUGACCACGGCGUUGCUGACUGCGUGCCUCCGUGUCCUCUGAGCUGCGGCGAGCGGUCGCCAGGGCAACCGAUCACGCUCCGCCUGGCCGCGCCGUACUUCCCCCCCCCCCCCCCCGCUGCCUUGUUCAGACGGAGGCCAGCAUUUUAUUUUCUCAUCGUUUUAUGGUGAAAACAUGGAGACUCCGCCACUCGGGAGCAGAUACACGGACGCCACCUUUUCUCUGGAGCACAGCUGCCUUCCUCAGGUCUUCUUUGGGAUCGGCUGAUUGGCUGAUUGGCUGAUCGGCUGAUCGGCUGAUUGGCUGAUUGGCUGAUUUCUUCUCCAGACUGAUGAUCUGAAAAACAUACACCUGAAGUUUAAUUUUAUUUGUUUUAAAUGUACGAGACUCUUCAAUCCAUUAUGCUGAUUUAAGGUGUGUGUGUGUGUGUGUGUGUGUGUGUGUGUGUGAGACUGUGUGUGUGUGUGUGUGAGACUGUGUGUGUGUGUGUGUGUGUGUGUGUGUGUGUGUGUGACUGUGUGUGUGUGUGUGUGUGUGUGUGUCUGAAUGAUGUCACAGCCGUUGUCGUCUUCUAAAAGUUUCAAUAAAAAUCAGUUUGGUGACGAAAAAAUGAAA
Sander lucioperca (pikeperch) is the source of this 4232-nucleotide messenger RNA. RefSeq names its product sodium bicarbonate cotransporter 3-like. The record is from RefSeq and is a predicted model, not a curated record. The coding region runs from base 235 to 3621 and encodes 1128 amino acids. NCBI's taxonomy places the organism in Eukaryota, Metazoa, Chordata, Actinopteri, Perciformes, Percidae. Gene Ontology annotation, molecular function: monoatomic anion transmembrane transporter activity; solute:inorganic anion antiporter activity; sodium:bicarbonate symporter activity. The transcript is spliced from 25 exons. Gene Ontology annotation, biological process: transmembrane transport; regulation of intracellular pH; bicarbonate transport. Gene Ontology annotation, cellular component: plasma membrane; apical plasma membrane; basolateral plasma membrane.